GUUUCUUAUCUAGGCCUACGUGUGACGACUGAUGGUUAGAUAGCUUUAAAGAUAAAUACUUCUGGUUGUUCACUUUGCAUAUCUAAAUAUUUCAGAAACCAGUCACCAAAUAAUACACUGACCUUCGAACCGGAAGCAAAUUUGUGGGGUCAUGGACGCUUUGAAACGUUUUCUGUCGAAUGCACGCAUGUAAACAGAUCCUCUUGUUUUGUUGGUGUAAGACAAUCAACAGGUCAUGCAUGCCUCUCAAGGGGGUACGAAUUUGAAACAUUAGUAUUGCAGUAAAUUAUUGAGCAAAAAUGUCUAUGGAAGAUCCGUUUUUCGUCGUCAAAUGUGAGGUCCAGAAGGCGGUGAACACUGCCCAAGGUCUGUACCAGAGAUGGAGCGAGCUGCUACAGGAUCCUAGUGGUACUUCCAAGGAGGAGGUGGACUGGACCACCAAUGAGUUGAGAAACAGUCUGCGGUCCAUCGAAUGGGACCUGGAGGAUCUCGAUGAGACCAUCAGUAUUGUUGAAUCAAACCCUAAGAAGUUCCAUCUGGAUGCAGUGGAGCUGACCAAACGGAAAGGCUUCAUCACAAGCACUAGACAAACUGUUAAGGAAAUGAAAGACCACAUGUCCAGUCCAACGGCCUUAGCCAUGUCAGACAAGAAAAAUAGACAGGCUCUGUUAGGGAACAGUGGGUCUCAAGGCCCAAUCUGGCAACCAGGACCCGACAAAUACACCCGUCUGGACCAAGAGCUACGUACGGCCAACUCGAUGUUCAUUGAUGAGCAGCAAACCCAGCAGCAGCUCAUGGCAGAGCAGCAGGAUGACCAGCUGGAGCUGGUGUCUGGGACCAUCGGGGUGCUGAAGAACAUGUCUGAGAGGAUUGGUAUGGAGCUGGAUGAACAGACCGUGAUGCUGGAUGACUUCUCCAAUGAGAUGGAAGGUACCCACUCCAGACUAGACAAUGUCAUGAAGAAGCUGGCCAAGGUCUCCAACAUGACCACCGACCGCCGACAGUGGUGUGCUAUCGGCAUUCUACUGGCCAUUCUGUUUGUGGUCGUCAUGCUCCUCUUCAUCCUAUGAUGACCGUCCACCACCACAACAACACCCCUGUCUCCUUUUCACCAUAGGGAUGGACUUUACUUGGGGCUUGGGAAAACAUCAAGGUUUCCAUUGACAUAGUCAUUUCCCUAUCUACCCCAACCCUCUUAACUACAUACUGCUGAAUAUACAGCGAUUCUUCUGUAGCUGGUGCAAGUUUCCUCUCAAGCAACAUUCUCAGUCGUCAUUUUAGCACUAAACUUAAACCUUCCUUGGCAUCUCUAUGUAGGAUUUGGCCCUAUGUGAAUACUAGGCCUCAAAAUAUUUUCCGGAAACCCAUUUGAGGUAAACCAGGGUGUAACCAGGGUCGUUGCAUACUCCUUGUGACAUUUUAGUGUUAAUAUUCAGAGUAUAAUGUAUGAGAUGACUCCACUCCGCUUAUCUAAUCGUUAGUGUUUUUAUUGAAAGGGGCUUGUCUAUCGUUUCUCGCUGGAAAAACCCCUACGGCUACCUGAUGCACUGUUGGCAUAAAACGUUUAUAUGUAUAUAUUAAACUGUAUAUAUAAUCUUAAUUGAAACAAAACACUGGAGUUCCCUAACAAGGAAAAUAAUAUAUAUUGCUAAGCGGGUAUACAUAUCACUAACCACACUAAAAUGGUUCAACUAAAUGUGUUAUUAUAUAUAUAUUUUUCUUAAUCUAUGUUUUUUCCUUUUGUACUAUAUGUAUUUUGGAGUGUUGGCUUAUACACGAUCAACAGGUGUUUAACACUCGCCUGCAAGAUCAAGUCGCUGCCAGCAAUACUGAACGUAGUGGAGCAUGUCCAUAGACAUCUGGAACAGGGCUCAAUCCUGAAUUUAUGUGUCUAAUGUGAGUAGUCUUAUCUUGUACGUAAAGUGGCAUGAUCUAGAAGUCCUUCGCCCACAUGUCUAUAUGUUUGAUAUCUUUCAGUCCGACAACAUUUCACCAUGAGGGCCAUUCUAAAGACUUCAAUACAUGCUUAUGAACAGUGUGUGACACACCCCCAGGUGUACUUGAAGGUAGCAUGUCAACAGACCUAAGGUUCUUUAUCUCAGCGACUAAGGGUCAUGCAUUUGUUUUGGAAUGUGGUUUUUACAAGGCCCUAAUACCAAAGGCUUGUGUUUUUUUUUUCGCUAAUUGAGAAGCCUGACCUGUGUUGUGGUUAAUCAGUGUUACAGGAACCCUGUUGUAAUAAGGAUCAUUAGGGCACUCCGUAGCGAAACAUUUUGCAACAGAAAAGUAAUGUUUAAUUUCAGUCAGCUUUCUUCUGUUUGGUGCUUAAUGAAUACAGCCCUGGUAGUUGUGAUAAGACAGAGAACAUCUAUCUACAUAGCCAGUGCUGUCUGCUGAUACUGUAGUAGGCUGAUGCUGUAUGUUAUGCUAGGGCUGGAAACGUCAUUUUGAUCUUGCUUCCCUGUACCUCGCCCCUACCUUGGGUUCCAGGAUAAGUUGUAAAUUGAGGGUUGAAUGAAUCUGCUCUCAGUGUGUUCCUAUACAGUUCAAGGAGAAUGAUACUGUUAUGUUGGUUAUCGUGGAAACCUGGUAACAGUUUGAUCUGAAAAGGCCUCAAUUCAUUUGAGGACUUGAUAUGAAUGUAAUACAUUAAUUGACUGUAUUUUAGGUUGUACCACCUCAAUCCACAAGUGACAGUAAAUCAAGACAGUCAAAUAAUGCAAUUCACCAGAAUGAUAAGGGUCAUGUGAUGGUACUACUAUAUGAAAUAUAAUGGACACUUGUGAUCAAAUCUGAGUUCUGACAACACUCCACUAUCUUCUUUUAAAGGUUUUAUGAAGUUAGAAAGAAAUAUUGUAUGUCAAUUGUUUUUAUUUGUUUAUUUAUUAUUUCAUGACGGUUAGUUAACACACGUUUACUGUAAUAGGAAUACAGUAUUGCAUUUAUAGUGUAUAUGACAUCAUUAGGUAGAAAACAUUUACUAACAUGUCUUUGUUUACUUUGUUUUCUUUUUCAAAUGGUCUCUUUUAAGCGUCCACACAUUUUCAGCGGUGUUAUAUCUGGUAGAAAGGGUGUAACUUGGUUGAAAAUAUUGGCAUUUAUUUCAGAUUAUGGAUAUUUUGAAAGCAUGACAAUGACCCAGGCAGUGAUGUACCAUCUCAGAAUCACUUGUCGGUCACAAUUUUGAAUUUGUUGAAGUUGCAAGUAAUUGUGAUGCUGUAUUACGAUACAAAGUACCCUUAGUAUUAAAUACUGUACUUAAUGCACAACAAAGUCACUGGUGAUACGUGGAUGAGACCUAUUUGGAAUAUGUGAUAAUAAACAGUACUGUUUGUGGAGAAUGGGUACAGUCCAUGACAUUGGAAGUCAUGAUUAGUGUUUGAUUGGGUGAAACAACUGUGUUCCCAGAGAGGAGGAGGCGAAGCGAGAGGUUUCACUCGCCAAAAUCUGAUUUAAGCUUGUCGCCCGCCUUUGGGACAACGACUGCCAUUUUUAGGGCAGAGACAUAAGCAUGAUCUCGUCAUAUACAGAUCUUUGGUGUUCCUCUUCCUUGUUUGUGUAGUCAUGCGUCUGGAGUGUAUGAAAAUGCUUUUUACCCUUGAACUUUGACCUCAUGUCAUCGUAUCAUGGCUGUGUGUCUGUCCUGAAAAUAAAACAGCAAGCAGGAUGCUGCGAAGAUUCA
This is a messenger RNA of Salvelinus fontinalis (brook trout), 3682 nucleotides long. RefSeq names its product syntaxin-6-like. Gene Ontology annotation, biological process: vesicle fusion; Golgi vesicle transport; intracellular protein transport. Gene Ontology annotation, molecular function: SNAP receptor activity; SNARE binding. The transcript is spliced from 8 exons. The record is from RefSeq and is a predicted model, not a curated record. NCBI's taxonomy places the organism in Eukaryota, Metazoa, Chordata, Actinopteri, Salmoniformes, Salmonidae. The coding region runs from base 300 to 1070 and encodes 256 amino acids. Gene Ontology annotation, cellular component: SNARE complex; synaptic vesicle membrane; endomembrane system.